AUCGACUCCGCUCUCAUGGCGGCGACGGCUCCCCUGCCUCGUGCCCCCGUCUCCUCCCCCGCGACCCGCACCGCCUUCUGGCCAGCUCGCUCCAACCUUCGCACGGCCGCACCGCCGCCGCCGGGGACCCUGGGAUGGCGGCGCAGGCAGCCCUUCCCGGCGGUCUCGAUAACUCCGGCCUCCGCCCAGUCCACGCCACCGGCGCUCGCCGUCGAUCCCGAGGUUGAAGCAUUGCUAGACAGCGUGAAGUGGGACACCAAAGGGCUGGCAGUUGCCAUCGCGCAAAAUGUGGAUACUGGAGCCAUUCUUAUGCAGGGCUUUGCCAACAGAGAAGCCCUUGCAGCGACUAUAUCGACCAGAAAGGCUACAUUCUAUAGCCGUUCCCGGUCUUCGUUGUGGACCAAAGGGGAGACGUCCAUGAACUUCAUCAAUGUGCACGACAUCUUCCUGGACUGUGACCGUGAUUCGAUAAUAUACCUUGGUACACCAGAUGGACCUACAUGCCAUACAGGGGCAGAGACAUGCUACUAUUCUUCAGUCUAUGAUGCCCUACAAGGUUCGAAGUCCAGUCAAGAGAGGCAGGUUGCUACAACUCUGUACUCGCUUGAAGAUACUAUCAGUAAGCGGAAGAAGGAGAUAGUAACUGAAGGAGGUGGUAAGCCAUCAUGGACGAAAAAACUACUGCUUGAUAACCAGCUGCUUUGCUCGAAAAUACGUGAAGAAGCUGGUGAACUAAUUCAAACGCUGCUCGAGAACGAGGACAGAUCCCGUACGGCCUCAGAGAUGGGUGAUCUGCUGUACCAUGCAAUGGUGCUUCUCAGUGUAAAGGAUGUGAAGAUGGAAGAGGUCCUGGAGGUCCUCCGGAAACGUUUUUCUCAGUCUGGCGUUGAGGAGAAGGCCAGCCGCAAGAAAUCCUAGCAUGAUCACAUGUAAAGGGAUGCAUUCUCCAUCUGAUCGCCCAGUGCGUACCGUGGAGUAGUCUGGUGUUACAGUGUCAGUUGAGGUUUAUGUUUUUGCGUUACUCUCUAAGAAGGCGGCUCUAGACUUGUUUUUCUGUUUAAUUCCCUCGUGACCGUAGAGACUGUAACUUGCACAGUUGCUGUGUUGUUCAUGCUUUGGCCAAUAAAGCGGUUUCUUUGGGAUAA
Molecule: messenger RNA, 1145 nt
Organism: Lolium rigidum
Lineage: Eukaryota; Viridiplantae; Streptophyta; Magnoliopsida; Poales; Poaceae
Product: histidine biosynthesis bifunctional protein hisIE, chloroplastic-like
Exons: 5
Coding region: 16-918 (300 amino acids)
Biological process (GO): L-histidine biosynthetic process
Molecular function (GO): phosphoribosyl-ATP diphosphatase activity; phosphoribosyl-AMP cyclohydrolase activity
Source: RefSeq, a predicted model, not a curated record